AUGCAUACUUUUUUUCAGCUUGCUGUUUUGGCUCUGAUCUCGGUUGCUGCUGCAGCUAAAUUAGAGAAUGUAUACCUUCCGCCCAACGCGAGAGGUUCCAGCGGUGCAAGCGCAGGCCUCCAGGCGCCAUUGGGAUCAUCAGCCGGUGCCCAGGCUGCUGCCUAUUCUGGUGCUCAGUCCAGCGCGUCAGCGAACGCUGAGAUCCUGAACUACGAGAACGAAAUCAAUGAGGACGGAUACAGAUACUCUUUUAAAACUAGCGAUGGAACUGAAGCUGAACAGCAAGGUCGUGUGCUCCCUGGAGGAGCACCAGAUGAAGCCAUUCUCCAAGUCGCUGGUUCUUACUCAUAUGUAGGAAACGACGGUCAGACCUACUCUGUAUCUUACACGGCUGACGAGAACGGUUUCCAAGCAAGAGGUGACCAUCUCCCCACUCCACCACCAAUCCCAGAAGCGAUCUUGAAGAGUCUUCAACUGACCGCUGGCUCCAACACUUUGAUAUCAGUUGCUGCUAUAGCAAAAUUAGAAAAGGUAGGAGCUGGCAGCCAGGCUGAAGCUUCAUAUUCUAAUGCUGCCAGUGCUUCAACAAACGCAAAGAUCCUAAGCUACGAAAAUCAAAUCAUUGAUAAUGAUUACAAUUACUCUUAUAAGACUAGCGAUGGGACGGAGGUUGAACAGGAUGCGCCAGAUUCAGCAAAUCUCCACGUCCACGGUUCAUACUCGUAUGUAGGAGAUGACGGUCAGACCUACUAUGUUUCUUACUCUGCUGACGAGAACGGUUUCCAAGUGACAGGUGACCAUCUCCCCGCUCCCCCGCCAAUCCCAGAAGCUAUCAUGAAGAGUCUCCAAUUGACGGCCGGCUCCAACAGUUACCUAUACUAUGGAGUCUCGUCUCACAGUCCAAAAGGUAUUCCGGUUGGGUCACCGCUAUGGAAAUUACUGAACGAGACGAAGUUUUCAUAA
Molecule: messenger RNA, 963 nt
Organism: Diatraea saccharalis (sugarcane borer)
Lineage: Eukaryota; Metazoa; Arthropoda; Insecta; Lepidoptera; Crambidae
Source: the annotation of a GenBank genome assembly